AUGUCGAACGCUGCACAGCCCUUGCGGCUCGUCCAGACAUUGCGGUCGAUGAACAACUCAACUUUCCGCAGCCGUCGCAUGCGAUCUCGCCGUACACUCGCAACUCAAGCCAAUCGUCCGUCUACUUCGUUGGAUCCGGAACUAGAAGAAGCAUCAUCUUUGAGGACGAUAUCGUCCUCUGGAUCUACCUUACCAAAGUUUGAUCCGCUCAAGUCUGCAAGGUCGCGAAAGCAUCAAUUACCACGUAGCAGGUAUCAAUUUCGUGAUCCUAAAUAUGAUCGCGGGCCUCUAAACCCUCAUCAACCUCUUCCUCCGUCCAAUCCUGGCAGUCGAGAAUUCAUUCCCGGGCCGUUCUCAUCUCCUAGAGUUGAGCAAUUCUACCACAACAUUAUUGCCCCCGAUUUCAUGACAAUGUGUUACCAACAUACACCUCCCGGCUUUAGAGCGGUCGAGAAAGGGCCGCGCCUGAGAUCUUGGGUCGGAGACUCUCCCUAUUUCAGAAAUAGAUCACUGCGUGGACCCCGUGGUGGAGACGUGCUCCGUCUUUUACGGAAGCCUGUUACCUUUCGAAAUGUCCCAAUGAUUGAGAGAAUCACAGUGCAUAGCAUGAUCUCGGGUGCUCUCAAAAAUGGAUCUGGAUAUCUUCAUGUCGCGGGAAUGGUCUUGCAAGCCAUAACAAAUCAGAGAGUCACUCUGCAUAAGGCGAGGAUAAGUGAGUCGAAAUUCUCACUUAUCAGAGGAAGGAGUGUCAGUAUGACAUGCGAUCUUAAGGGCGAGAAUAUGUAUCAUUUCCUUGGAAAGCUGAUCAACAUUGUUCUUCCACGAAUCAAGGAUUGGAAUGGUGUUCGAGCGACAACAGGAGAUGGUAGCGGAAAUCUGAUGUUUGGAUUUGAGCCUGAUGUUGUCAGCAAUUUUCCUGAGAUGGAGGGUAAUUACGAUGCUUAUCCUCCCAAACUCAUUCCGGGCAUGCACAUUACAAUCCAUACGACUGCCAAUUGUGAUAAAGAUGCUAGACUGCUACUGCAGCAGCUCGGUGUUCCUUUCUAUGGCAAGAUCGUGAACUGA
Exophiala aquamarina CBS 119918 is the source of this 1065-nucleotide messenger RNA. RefSeq lists its product as uncharacterized. Lineage: Eukaryota; Fungi; Ascomycota; Eurotiomycetes; Chaetothyriales; Herpotrichiellaceae. Bases 1 to 1065 code for a protein of 354 amino acids. The transcript has 3 exons. The record is from RefSeq and is a predicted model, not a curated record. Gene Ontology annotation, molecular function: RNA binding; structural constituent of ribosome. Gene Ontology annotation, biological process: translation. Gene Ontology annotation, cellular component: ribosome; cytosolic large ribosomal subunit.